Molecule: messenger RNA, 444 nt
Organism: Quercus lobata
Lineage: Eukaryota; Viridiplantae; Streptophyta; Magnoliopsida; Fagales; Fagaceae
Product: exodeoxyribonuclease-like
Exons: 1
Coding region: 1-444 (147 amino acids)
Biological process (GO): base-excision repair
Cellular component (GO): nucleus
Molecular function (GO): endonuclease activity; phosphoric diester hydrolase activity; double-stranded DNA 3'-5' DNA exonuclease activity
Source: RefSeq, a predicted model, not a curated record
AUGAAUUUGAGAAUUGUUUCAUGGAAUGUGAGAGGGCUAAAUGAGCAGGAUAAGCGGCUUCGGGUUAGAAAUUUGAUUCGAAAUUGGAAAGCAGAUAUUGUUUGCCUGCAAGAAACUAAGAUGGAGUUAAUUAAUAAAGGUGUCAUUUGUAGUUUGUGGGGAGGUCAGCAUGUGGAUUGGCUCUACUUAGGCUCUGUGGGUGCUUCAGGUGGGGUUUUAUUGAUGUGGGACAACAGGGUUGUGGAUAAGGUGGAGGAAGCGGUGGGUCGUUUCUCUGUCUCUUGUAAAUUCAAAAAUGUGGUGGACCAUUUUGUUUGGGCUUUCACUGGUGUUUAUGGACCCAAUAGUGAUAAAGACAAAAGUUUCUUUUGGGAGGAGUUAUCUGGAGUAUGUAGUUGGUGGGAUGUGCCUUGGUGUGUGGGAGUUGAUUUUAAUGUGGUGUAG